CAAACUGUGAAACUGUCAAAAGUUCAUUUUUAGCAGGUUAAAAUAUGGCGUCUACUGAAAACUCCGGCGUGACCGUAGGUCAACCGAAUCUACACAAACAGGACCUCUCGAAAUUGGACGUGACGAAACUAACGGCCUUAUCGCCCGAGGUAAUAAGCAGACAAGCCACUAUAAAUAUAGGAACUAUCGGCCAUGUAGCCCACGGCAAGUCUACCGUGGUGAAAGCCAUUUCUGGCGUGCAGACUGUCAGAUUUAAGAAUGAAUUGGAAAGGAAUAUUACCAUUAAAUUGGGUUACGCUAAUGCGAAAAUCUACAAAUGCGACAAUCCGAAAUGUCCCCGGCCUUCGUGCUUCAUAUCGGGCAGUUCCGGAAAGGACGAUAAUUUCCCGUGCCUGCGACCGGCCUGCUCCGGCCGAUUCCAGCUAGUCAGACACGUGAGUUUCGUAGAUUGCCCCGGUCACGACAUUCUCAUGGCUACCAUGCUCAACGGUGCUGCCGUCAUGGACGCAGCUCUUUUACUCAUUGCAGGCAAUGAAUCGUGUCCUCAACCGCAAACGAGCGAACAUUUGGCCGCCAUCGAAAUUAUGAAGCUGAAGCACAUACUAAUCCUGCAGAAUAAAAUCGAUCUGGUGAAAGAGGGCCAGGCGAAGGAGCAGCACGAGCAAAUCGUGAAAUUCGUGCAGGGCACCGUGGCCGAAGGGGCUCCGAUUAUACCCAUUUCGGCGCAGCUUAAAUACAAUAUCGAAGUAUUGUGCGAGUACAUAACGAAGAAAAUUCCUGUGCCUCUGAGGGAUUUCACGUCGGAACCUCGCUUGAUCGUCAUCAGAUCGUUCGAUGUGAAUAAGCCGGGAUGUGAAGUAAACGAUUUAAAAGGCGGUGUGGCAGGAGGCAGUAUUUUGAGGGGAGUUUUGAAAGUCGGACAGGAAAUCGAAGUAAGACCGGGAUUGGUUAGUAAAGACUCCGAAGGCAAGCUGGCCUGUCGUCCGAUAUUCUCGAGAAUAGUUUCCCUUUACACCGAACAAAACGAGCUCCAAUUCGCCGUGCCCGGAGGAUUAAUCGGAGUCGGUACGAAAAUUGAGCCUACUUUGUGUCGAGCAGAUCGACUGGUUGGGCAAGUUUUGGGCGCAGUCGGGGCUUUACCGAGUAUAUUCACCGAAUUAGAGGUGAGUUAUUACCUGUUGAAACGACUGCUGGGCGUGCGUAUGGAAGGGGAUAAGAAAGGAGCGAAAGUGCAAAGAUUAACCAAAAGCGAAGUCUUGUUGGUGAAUAUCGGCUCGUUGAGUACCGGUGGAAGAGUAAUCGCAACGAAAGCGGAUUUGUGUAAAAUAUCCCUGACGAAUCCCGUUUGCACCGAAAUCGGGGAGAAGAUCGCGUUGAGCAGGCGAGUGGAGAAGCAUUGGCGUCUCAUCGGGUGGGGUCAGAUCCGCGGAGGGGAUACCAUCGAGCCCACUAGUAAUUAAUUAAUUUUGAAUUUAUUUAUUUUGACUUGAAUAUUUACUACUGUUGUAUUUCUUGUAAGUUUGUUCUUCAUUUUUUACAAAUAAAUAAAUUUGAAAUAA
This is a messenger RNA of Phyllotreta striolata, 1559 nucleotides long. The record is from the annotation of a GenBank genome assembly. NCBI's taxonomy places the organism in Eukaryota, Metazoa, Arthropoda, Insecta, Coleoptera, Chrysomelidae.